CGGAACAGGCUGCGACUCGAGGGCCAGUGCUCGACAGAGACGCUGCACGGCGCUCCCCCGAAUGUCAGUCGAGAGUGGAGUGUGACUCGGUCAAGUUGGUUUGACUGCACUUUGAGUGCUGGUCAACAAAGCAAGACAUCUCGGUGAAUACGCAUUUGAGAUCGUCUGAGGUAUUUUGAAACAAGAACAUAGCAACAGAAUGGCGGCGGAGGAGGACCGGGCGAUGCCGCUGUUCGCUGCCGACCCCGACUCCGGGGAGCUGCGACUGCAGGAGGCGACUCUGGAGCGGGUGCUGCUCUCCGACCAGCUCCGCGACUCGCCCGUCAUACCGGUCUCCAUCACCGGCGCCUUCCGACGCGGCAAGUCGUUCCUGCUGAACGUGCUGCUGCGCUACCUGCGCUCCCAGUCCGCCGGCGGCGGCGGCGACUGGCUGGAGGACGCGCCCCUCACCGGGUUCCCGUGGCGUGGCGGGCGGCAGGCGCACACCCGCGACCUGCAGCUCUGGUCCCGCCCGCUGCCGGUCACACUCGCCGACGGCCGGACGGCGCACGUGCUACUCGUCGACUCCCAGGGCGCGUUCGACAACGUGUCCACGCCGACCGAGAGUGUGGUGAUGCGCGCGCUGGCCGGCCUGCUGAGCGGCGUGCAGGUGCUGAACGUGUCGCGCCAGCCGCAGUCGGACGACCUGCAGCAGGCGCGGCUGUGCGCAGAGUACGCCCGGCUGCUGGCUUCGGCCGCCGGCGCGCCGCACCGCACCCCGCGGCUGGUGCUGCUGGUGCGCGACUGGGCCUUCCCAGCCGAGGAACCGUACGGCGCUGAGGGCGGACGGCACAUCCUCGGCCACUGGCUGGCCGGAGGAGACAUCGAGGACGGCGGCGACGGCACAGACAUUGACACAGUGGCUGACGGGGGCCUGGCCGCUGAGGAACUCGAGUGUUUUCUGCUGCCGCACCCGGGCGCGGCGGCGGCCGGCGGCGACCCCGAGUUCAGCGGCGCCGCCUCCCAGCUGGCUCCCGAGUUUGCCGAGCAGCUGCGAGAGUUCGCCGAGUGGCUGCUGGACGCCGCGCGGCUGCCGGUGCGCGAGAUCGACGGCCGGCCGCUGACGGGCGCCGCGCUGGCCGCGCUGUGCCGCUCGCUGUCCGAGCACGCCGCCCGCCUCCCGCCACAGCUGGAGGCGGCCGCCGAUCACCUGGCGGCCGCGGCGGCCCGGCGAGCCGUCCAGGCGGCCCUGCGCUCCUACACAGCCCGGCUGGAGGAGGCCACCGCCGCCGAGCCGCUCUCCGAGACCACACUGCAGCAGGUCCAUCGGGAGGCCGAGAGCGAGGCCCGUCAGACGCUGGUGUCCUGUCCCGGCGUGGAUCACCUCAGCGAGGCGCAGACAAUCCGUCCGCUCGCCGCCGCCAUCCAGGAGCACUGGGAGCGGAUCAGAGGCCUCAACUCCGAGCGGCUGCAGCUGCGGGCCGCUCAGGCCGACAGCCACAAUGCGGCGCUCGCUGAGGCGAGCAGCGCGGCGUACGAGUCGGCCAUGCUCGCCGCACUGCCCGCCGACGGUCCCAGCGUCACGGACGUUCGGCUGAGUGAGGCCCACGCCGCUGCCGUGCGAGCGGCGCUGCAGCACUUUGACAACGGCCGGGACGGGGCCGGCCCGGCGGCGGAGCAGCAGCGGAGCGCGCUGUGCGGCCGACUGGAGGGGCAGCUGGCCGGCCACCGGACCAGGAACGCCGCGCUCCGGCAGCAGGAGGCGGUCGCCGCCGCGGAGCUGACGCGGCAGGCGGUGGCGCGCGCCCAGACGCAGUACCAGCAGCAGAUGGUCGCCGCCGGCGAGCUGGCAGAGCCGGCGCUGCGGCAGGCGCACCAGGCCGCCGCCGCCGCGGCCACGGCGACCGCCGGCGCCGCCGGACAGGCGCAGCUCUCGGGCUGGCUGGCCGCGCAGCUGGAGCCGCGUCUGCAGGCGGCGCGUCAGCGAGAGAAACAGGAGCUCGAGCGUAAGCAGGCGGAGGCGCAGGCACAGCUGCAGGCAGCGCAGGCAAUUUGUGGGCCCCGACACAGGGGUAUCACGAUAAGAAUAGGAAAAAAGAAAUUCAGCAUACGGUAGAAAAGUCACAGAACAAAUGAAUGAAUUAUGUUACCAGCAUGUGACAAAGGCUUUCGUAUGUUACAGGUAGGUAUUAUUACGAGUAUUAUUACUUGUAUAGUGGACUGGAAUACAUAUAAAGUUUUCUUCAACCACUGUGCACCGCAGUGAUAAACGAAAAUAAAAGUUUAAAAACUAUAUUCUUUUUACAUCGGGCCCGGGGAUUAAAAAGUCGGACCCGUACGUCGCAAAGUGCCGCACAUGUGCGUUCCUCG
Molecule: messenger RNA, 2349 nt
Organism: Amphibalanus amphitrite
Lineage: Eukaryota; Metazoa; Arthropoda; Thecostraca; Balanomorpha; Balanidae
Product: atlastin-3-like
Exons: 1
Coding region: 200-2095 (631 amino acids)
Molecular function (GO): GTPase activity; GTP binding
Source: RefSeq, a predicted model, not a curated record